AUGGGUUCAAUCCAGGGUCCCAGUGCAGGCCAUACGGCAGAGUCGAAUCGCAAGGUCAUUGUCGCGGGUGCCCAGUUGGGCCCGGUCAAUGUCGACACCCCACGAUCCGAGGCGAUGGAUCGCAUGCUCAAGUUGAUGGAUGAGGCGCACCAGAAACACGCCAAGUUGAUUGUCUAUCCUGAAAUCGCGCCCGUGACCUUCUUCCCUCGCCAUAUCCUCGAGGGCGAUGAGCUGGAGCAAUAUUUCGAGCAGGAAGUAGAUGGGGACGCGACCAAGGUCCCCACCAUCAAACCUCUCUUUGACCGCGCUCGAGAGUACAAGAUGGACGUGUACUUUGGGUAUGCAGAACACGCCGCAGAGUCGGGCCCCAGCGAACAUGUCCAUUAUAACACGGCUGUCUACUACUCCGGCGAGGCAGACAAGAUCAUUUCGAAAUACCGCAAAGUCCACCUCCCCGGGACGUUUGAGCCCUAUGAGCGGAAAGACGCGACCAACCAGCUGGAGAAGAGAUACUUUCUCCCGGGAAAUCUGGGCUUCGAGGCCUUUCGGGCGCCUGGAUUGGUCCCCGAUGUGCUGAAGCAAAAGUCGGGCGCAAAAGCCAACGAGGCCGACAGUCUGGGCAAAGGCGACCCCAUCGUCGGCAUGCUCAUCUGCAACGACCGACGGUGGCCAGAGUCAUGGAGGCCGUAUGGCUUGCAGGGGGCGGAGCUGGUUCUGUGUGGAUAUAAUACGACCGCCUGGGCGCCGGAACUGAUUGGGACCAACAAGAAGAUCUCGAGCCCGGAAAAGGCAAAGGCAGAAGCUCUGUUCCACAACAAGCUAUGCAUCACGUACAACAGCUAUGCCAACUCCUGUUUCAGCAUCAACGUGGCCAAGUGCGGCGUGGAGGACGGCAAGUAUCCGUUAAUUGGCGGGAGCUGCAUUGUCGACUGUGACGGGGAGGUGGUGGUAGAGGCGCAGACGGAAGACGACGAGCUCAUUGUGGCCGAAAUCGACCUGGGCAUGUGCCGCCGCGGGAAGGAGAAGGUGUUUGCGUUUGAGAAGCACCGGAGGAUUGAACAUUACGGGCGGAUUGCAGAACAGACGGGAGUGGUUGAGCCAGAUCUGCUGUGA
Molecule: messenger RNA, 1113 nt
Organism: Fonsecaea nubica
Lineage: Eukaryota; Fungi; Ascomycota; Eurotiomycetes; Chaetothyriales; Herpotrichiellaceae
Exons: 1
Coding region: 1-1113 (370 amino acids)
Molecular function (GO): hydrolase activity, acting on carbon-nitrogen (but not peptide) bonds, in linear amides
Source: RefSeq, a predicted model, not a curated record